AUGGAGGUGCCUAACGUCAAGGACUUCCAGUGGAAGCGCCUGGCGCCGCUGCCCAGCCGCCGGGUCUACUGCUCCCUGCUGGAGACCGGGGGGCAGGUCUAUGCCAUCGGGGGAUGUGACGACAACGGCAUCCCCAUGGACUGCUUUGAGGUCUACUCCCCCGAGGCCGACCAGUGGACCGCCCUGCCCCCCCUGCCCACCGCCCGGGCCGGGGUGGCCGUCACCGCCCUGGGGAAGCGGAUCAUGGUGAUCGGGGGUGUGGGCACCAAUCAGCUGCCCCUGAAGGUCGUGGAGAUGUACAACAUCGAUGAGGGCAAGUGGAAGAAGAGGAGCGUGCUGCGUGAGGCCGCCAUGGGCAUUUCUGUCACGGCCAAAGAUUACCGAGUGUAUGCGGCAGGCGGGAUGGGCCUGGACCUCCGUCCGCACAACCACCUCCAACACUAUGACAUGCUCAAGGACAUGUGGGUGUCACUAGCACCCAUGCCCACCCCGAGAUAUGCUGCCACCUCCUUCCUCCGAGGCUCCAAGAUCUAUGUGCUAGGGGGACGGCAGUCCAAGUAUGCAGUCAACGCCUUUGAGGUUUUUGACAUCGAGACUCGCUCCUGGACCAAGUUCCCCAACAUUCCCUGUAAGCGGGCCUUCUCCAGCUUUGUGACCCUGGAUGACCGCUUGUACAGCCUGGGAGGCCUGAGGCAGGGUCGGCUCUACCGGCAGCCCAAGUUCCUCCGGACGAUGGACGUGUUCGACAUGGAACAAGGGGGAUGGCUGAAGAUGGAACGCUCGUUCUUCCUCAGGAAGCGGCGGGCAGACUUUGUGGCCGGCGCUCUGAGUGGACGGGUCAUAGUGGCCGGAGGACUUGGGAACCAGCCCACUGUCCUGGAGACAGCAGAGGCGCUCCACCCCGGGAGGAACAAGUGGGAGGCCCUCCCCACCAUGCCCACGCCCCGCUGCGCCUGCUCCAGCAUUGUCGUCAAGAACUGCCUCCUGGCUGUGGGGGGCGUCAACCAGGGUCUGAGCGACGCAGUGGAAGCCCUGUGUGUCUCUGACUCCUAGCUCUCAGCACGGCGCCUGUGCCCCGGACCGGAUCAGCCCACUCUCCACAAGAGGAAUGGUCUCGUCAAAGCAGUGUGGGCGACUUCCCAGGAUGCCAGCUCCUGUCAGCAGCUAGUGGGGUCAGGCCCCGGGGUUCUGAGGGACCUCCCUCCGCCUCCAAACCCUACCCAUCCCAGGAAACCAUGUGAAGUCCCAGGGACUCAGCCAGCCUCCAGCUGGAGGCCAGCUGAACUCUGAGGAGAGUGCCCCCUUCCUGCUCAGGCCGAGAAAGACACAGGAGUACUGGCUACCUGCCCUUCCUGUGAGUUCCACCUCCCCCCGUGUCCAGGGUAGGGGGUGGGCAGGGCCGAAGACCGCUGCUAUCACUGUCCUCUCCCCAGCUCUGAACUAGUUUGAGGGUCCCUCGGGAUGGAAAACGGAGAAGGUUCGCAAGGAGUCCCAAACCCCUCGCUUCUCCCUUGGUCUACAUCCCUUCCCCAUUUGGUGGUCAGCCGUGGGCCUGCCCUAGCCCUCGUCCCCUCAGCAAGAAUUGGCCUUGGAGUCAGGUUCACGGGGACUGGUCCAGGUCAGUAGCCUCGGCCAGGAAGGACCCGUGCCUCUCGGGUCCUCGACGGGAACGUGACGAUGGGGAAGCAGCAGACGCCCAGCCCAGGCUCUGCUUCCCGCUCCUCCCCUCGCUCACUUUCUCCUUCCGCCACCCUCCCCUCGCCCUUUUGUCACCCGCGGCCCCAGCGCAUUUCUGGGCAAAACCUUCUCAUGUACACUGUGGCAUCCAAAUCCACGAAGGAUGGAUUAACUGCACUCUGGUUAACAGCAGCAGCACAACAAUUAAAAUCUAUAUUCCUAUUC
This is a messenger RNA of Lynx canadensis (Canada lynx), 1902 nucleotides long. RefSeq names its product kelch domain containing 8A (gene KLHDC8A). Gene Ontology annotation, molecular function: protein binding. Lineage: Eukaryota; Metazoa; Chordata; Mammalia; Carnivora; Felidae. The record is from RefSeq and is a predicted model, not a curated record. Bases 1 to 1053 code for a protein of 350 amino acids. The transcript has 5 exons.